Aspergillus bombycis is the source of this 1122-nucleotide messenger RNA. Its product is annotated as putative glutamine-serine-proline rich protein. Lineage: Eukaryota; Fungi; Ascomycota; Eurotiomycetes; Eurotiales; Aspergillaceae. The record is from RefSeq and is a predicted model, not a curated record. Bases 1 to 1122 code for a protein of 373 amino acids. The transcript has a single exon.
AUGACGAUGCGAGAUUAUCCUAGUGGGGACCAGCAGACCCCCACCGGCUAUGGCUAUGGGGCAAACAACUAUCCUCCGAACCGACAAGGAAACCCAUCUCCUCAGUCCUUUAACCAUCCGAACAACAGUGGCUAUUAUUCGUAUCCUCCAUCUGGUGCCAACCCGUCGGAGGCAAAUUAUAACUACAACGCUGGGAAUCAGUCCUACCCCACGCAGUCGGAAUAUCCUCAGCCGCAGCCAUGGGCGGGGCCCUCCCCUUCACCUGGGAACUACUACCAGCAGCCGGAGAACCGAUCAUAUCAGAACCCCCCAUAUGGAGGACAGCCACCAUAUCCCCAGUCUGAAUCCCCCCGGCCGAACCAGACGGAUGCCUACCCGAAACCAUAUCCUCCUUCCUCCCCACAACAGGCGGGUUACGGGCAAUACCCGUCGGCACCACCACCAUAUUCCCCCCAGCCCACAGGGAGCACAGAUAGCCCGAAUGCUGAACCAGAGGAGAAGGAUAGAGGAUUUCUCGGUGCGGUCGCAGGCGGAGCGGCAGGUGCCUACGGUGGUCAUAAGGUCAACCACGGCUUCCUAGGCGCCAUCGGUGGGGCGAUCACCGGCUCAGUCGCGCAGGACGCGAUGAAGAAACAUAAAGAAAAGAAGGAGGAGGAGGAAAAGAAAAAGCAAUGGGCCGCUCAGCAAGCAGCCCAGCAAGCGGCUCAGCAACACGCUCAGCAGCACGCUCAGCAGCACGCCCCCCCUCCCAUGUUCUCCCCGCCCCCACACCAUGGACCUCCCAGGCAUGAUCCAACCCCACUGCGUGGGAACUUCUCUGCCUCAUCUCGCGACAUCCGUUUGGAGAGGGGCCAUGAGCUCGUCGCCCACUGUGGCGCAAUCUCGGGCCAAAUGCGUCCAUCAUCCAUUCCACUCAAUAACGUGCUGUCUAACCAGUACGGCAAGCUCGUGUGGGCACGGAAUGGCAACUUUGCAGCGUCGGCGCGGAAUAUUCGUCUGAUCGAAGGGGGCAAAGUGCUGGAGGCCGAACUCUCGAACGGCCGAGGGGGAUGGGAGCGAUCAUGGAUGAGGUUGGAUGAGCGUAUCUCCAAUCAAGAUGGCAAUCUUGUCUUUCUAGACUAG